Plodia interpunctella (Indianmeal moth) is the source of this 1710-nucleotide messenger RNA. Its product is annotated as juvenile hormone esterase-like. Gene Ontology annotation, molecular function: serine hydrolase activity. Lineage: Eukaryota; Metazoa; Arthropoda; Insecta; Lepidoptera; Pyralidae. The record is from RefSeq and is a predicted model, not a curated record. Bases 40 to 1668 code for a protein of 542 amino acids. The transcript is spliced from 3 exons.
ACACUUGAACACAUUAUAAUAUACGUACUUGUGUUCAAGAUGGGGAGUUGUAAAGUAAUAAUAUUUCUAUUUUAUAUCUUGUUUGCCAAUGUGUUCGCUGAUUUGAGAAUAGAUCCGUUAGUUGAUACAAAUGUUGGUCUUAUUCGAGGACUAAGGGCCAUUGAUGGUGAUUAUUCAAUGUUCAUGGGUAUACCAUUCGCAAAAGUAAGGCCAGAAAACCCUUUCGGUGAUGCUAUUCCACAUGAAAGAUUUGAUGAUGUAUUUGAAGCUUUCGAUGACUCUGCUAUUUGUCCUCAAAUUGAAGAAUUUAACCAGACUGUAACAGGAAAUCUGGAUUGUCUGCACUUGAAUAUUUACGUACCAAAUUCUGCCAGCUCACGAAAUCGCCUACCAGUUUUAAUAUGGGUUUACGGAGGAGGAUUUAGUAUUGGUUUUUCUGGAAGGUACCUAUAUGGUCCUAAAUAUAUUGUCAGACAUGAUGUAAUUUUAGUAACUAUUAAUUACCGUUUAGGACCAUAUGGUUUUAUGUGUCUCGACACUGCUGAUGUGCCAGGAAAUCAAGGUCUUAAAGACCAGUUGUUAGCUCUGAGAUGGGUGAAACAUAAUAUUGAAGCUUUCGGUGGAGACUCUAAUAAAAUAACUGCUUUUGGGGAAAGCGCUGGAGGAAUCGCUGUAGAUUUUCAUUUGCUCUCUCCCCAUGAACUACUAUUUAAUCAAGUUAUCCUUAAUAGUGGAACGACACUGCUGCCAACGUUUUAUGAACCUAUCAAAAAUGCUCCAAUAAUAUUAGCUCAAUAUCUUGGCCUUGAUACCGAUGACAUGGAUGAGGCAAUAUCAUUUUUAGCUAAUCUUGAUACGAAUUCAGUUAUCACGGCUGCUGCUGCACUGAAUCUUGAAUUUAAAACUUGUGUUGAACAAGAGUUUGAUAACGUUGACAGAUUUAUUACCCAAAAUUGGAUCAAUGCACCAGUGCCAAAAGUAAGGAAUAUGCCUGUACUAAUUGGAUUUAACAAUCAAGAAUUAUUAACUACGUACGGUCUUGAAACUGCGACAUUUUAUGAUGAUCUUAUAAAAUAUAAGCUGUCAAUAGGCUUUGAUGUAGACAACGAAGAAUUCGAAGGUAUGGAAGAACUAGUAAGACAAUUUUAUAUUGGUGAUGAGUCAAUAACGGAUAAAGUGAGAUAUGAAAUCAUUGACUUUGAAUCUGAUUAUAAGUUUAAUCAUCCAACUUUUAGAUCUAUAAAAAAGUACAUUGAAAAUGGAGCUGGUAACAUUUUUAAUUACGUAUUUUCUUAUGCUGGAGGGAGAAACUUUGCAAAACACUUGAAUAAUAUAACAUUUGGUGGGGCAGCUCACGCGGACGAACUUGGCUAUCUAUUUGACAUGUCGUUUUGGAAGCAAAUCUCUGACGAAGAUCAACUGAUUGUCGACCUAAUGACGACUAUGUGGACCAACUUUGUUAAACAUGGAGACCCAACUCCUGAGUUGUCCGAUCUCCUGACAACCAAGUGGACUCCCAUCACCGAGGGAUCACCUCAUCACUAUCUGGAGAUCGACAGAGAACUCCAUGCCAAAACCAGGCCAUUUAGCAGCAGAAUGACAUUCUGGGACCUGUUCUACAAAAUGAAUCACAACUUGCAACGGAUUUAUCCGGGAUACAACGUUUGAAUAACAACACGUCGCAAAAUAAAAAUACUUUGGUUAAUUUAA